GAAAAAUUGUUUUUCCAUUGCAUAACCUGCAAUUAAAAUUGUGUAACUAGCGCUCAGUAGAUAUUCUUAACAAUUAUUGGAAGCAGUUUACCUGAGAAUUUACAAUUUACUGGUUAUUUAUAUCGCAAGAAUGUCUGUAUCUACUGAAGAUUUAGUAUUGUGGGUAGAUCGAAUGAUGAAAGAAAGAAACAUUUUGAUUUAUAAACUAGACAAAUGUAGUGGUUCUACAAGAGGCGAUGGAUAUUUGGGGGAAGUGAAUUUUAUUGAAGUGGUUGUCAAUUCAUCAGAUGUGGGCGAGGAGAAGGUCUAUAAUUUGGUGAUUAAAUCGGCGAAUAAAAGUGAAAUCUUCAGGAUGAAAACUCCUAUUCAGGAAGCAUACUACAGGGAAAUGUUUAUGUAUACCAAAGUGUUCCCGAUGCUCAACGAAUUCCAAAAAGAAUACGCUUUGGAAGACCCUUUCGAUCAGUACGCGAAAUGCUACAGUACCUGUCAAGACGAUAAGAGAGAGGCGCUGAUCCUCAAGAAUCUGAAAUCCCUCGGCUUCGAAGUACACGAUCGAACAAUCCCUCAAAAUUUGAACCACGUCCUAUUCGUCUUCAAAACCUACGGAAAACUCCACGGAACGUCUUUAGCAAUGAAGACCAAGAAACCAGCAUUGUUCAAGAGCAUGACCAAAAACAUGACUGACGUCCUGGCAACUUUCAUCAUCCAGGCCGAUAUGAUUGGGAAUUUCGUUGAGGAGUUCAAAGGAGCUAGAGAAAUAUUGAAGAAACUUGGAGACUCAACGCUGGCAACAAAGUUCGAGGGGUUUGAGGACCAGAUAGUAGAAGCACUUACGCGAAUGUGUUUUCCUGAUGAGCCAGAAUCUGUGAUCCUUCAUGGAGAUUGUUGGAAUAACAACAUGAUGUUCAAAUAUAAGGAUUCUAACAAAACUCAACCUGUCAGCAUGUGCUUCAUCGACUUCCAGCUGUCAAAAGUAGCAUCCCCCAUCCUCGAUCUGUCUUACUACCUCUACACCGUGGCGGAUAGAUCAGUUCUUGAUAAUUUCGACUUCCUCCUCCAGGCCUACUAUCGAAGCCUCUCGGACCAUUUGAAGCAUUUCGGAAUCAUCGCUGAAGACAUAGUCACGUUCGACGCUCUGAAAAGCCAGUGGAAAACGUACGGAAAAUUCGGACUGGCAAUGGCGCCCUUCAUUAUCAAAAUCGAAUUGUGUCAAUCAGAUGAGGUUGUUGACUUUGCAGAGUCUGUUGAAAAGGGAGAGUUGAAGGACGCGCUCAAUAUUCAGAUCAAAAACCAGGAUGAAUUCGAGAGGAGGAUAAAAGAUGUGAUGGAACAUUUCGCUGAAGAGUUCCUCUGAUGUUACUAUACUACUAUGUAGUAUCUCCAUUAUACCCAUCCAUAUCAUUAUUAUAUCUUAGAGAUGGUCAAAUGAUGUAGAUAAAAUAAUUAUUAAUAAUUGCAUACUACAGUGG
Phaedon cochleariae (mustard beetle) is the source of this 1472-nucleotide messenger RNA. The record is from the annotation of a GenBank genome assembly. Lineage: Eukaryota; Metazoa; Arthropoda; Insecta; Coleoptera; Chrysomelidae.